UGAUAAAACUUGGCAUUAUAAUCAUGAUAAUGUCGUGGAUCUUUCUUUUACAGUUUAUGUUUUGUUUCAGUUAUGGUAGAGAAGUAGACAGUGUGGGAUUCCCAGACGGAGACAAAAAACGUUUAUUAAUUAAUGACCCAGACGCCAUCAACAAUAGGCUCGAACAUUUAGAACGAUCACUUCAACAACAACAAGCUACAAUACUUCAACUAACAAGUAAUAUGCCUCUCAAUCAAGGAUCAAAUUACAUACAGUGGGGAAAACUAAGUUGUUCAGCUGCAAAUACAGAAACCGUUUACUCAGGUUUUGCCACUGGACAGCACUAUGAUACAACAAAGUAUUCAGACAGGUUUGGUGGACCAGCCAACUUUCUUUGUCUACCUAAUAAUCCAGAGUUAAGUAACAGAACAAUACCGGGUAGCAGUUUUCUGUACGGAACUGAGUACGAAGAGAACUUUUUGCACAGUGACUCGGAUGGUCAAGACGUGCCGUGUGCUUUUUGCAGAAGUCCCGGUUCAGCUUCGACAGCAAUGUUCCCAGGAAGAAAGACCUGCUACGAUGGUUGGAAAAUGGCAUAUUUAGGGUAUAUAAUGUCUGGGUAUUUCGGUUAUAGAGCUUCAUCUUACAUCUGUGUUGAUAUACAUGGAGAGUAUGUUCAAGGUGGCAAAGCUAAUAAUGUCGGUCAAUCACUAUAUGCAACUGGUACAAAGUGUGGAACUCUUCCUUGUCCUCCAUACAAUGACAAUCUAGCUGUGUAUUGUGUGGUUUGUUCCAAAUAA
This is a messenger RNA of Mytilus trossulus (common blue mussel), 779 nucleotides long. Its product is annotated as short-chain collagen C4-like. NCBI's taxonomy places the organism in Eukaryota, Metazoa, Mollusca, Bivalvia, Mytilida, Mytilidae. The record is from RefSeq and is a predicted model, not a curated record. The transcript has 3 exons. The coding region runs from base 24 to 779 and encodes 251 amino acids.